Molecule: messenger RNA, 2006 nt
Organism: Lycium barbarum (goji berry)
Lineage: Eukaryota; Viridiplantae; Streptophyta; Magnoliopsida; Solanales; Solanaceae
Product: UDP-glucose iridoid glucosyltransferase-like
Exons: 2
Coding region: 419-1804 (461 amino acids)
Molecular function (GO): UDP-glycosyltransferase activity
Source: RefSeq, a predicted model, not a curated record
CGGCUGUUUGUAGUUUACAAUAUGUGCUGCCUAUCAUAUAAAUGUAGGGUCCCUUUAUUCAAAGAUCAAAUAAACAGUAUAACAAAUAUAUGCUGCAUCGAUAUGAACGUAGAAUUCUUAGAUUUCAAGCUUAACCAUUUGUAUUCGAGCAGACUUGUUUGUCAAACUCAACUCUUUAAAUCGCCUCCUAUGUAGUAUAAAGUCCAACACAAAGUUUAUAACAAACGGAGGAUCAGGCUGAGCAGUAGCGGAUCCAACCACAAGCCCCAGUACCGGAUAACCUAGUGCUUCGGGGUCAAAUCCUAUAUAGAUUUGUGAAAAAAGAUUAUAAAUAUAGUUACACUUACAUUUCAGAGCCUAUCUCUCUGUUAGAAUCCACAACAUAUAAAUUUUGGAUUGGCCACUGUGGACGAGGUAGAUGGCUGUUGAAGAAGGAAAAAGCUGUUGCGUGGUGCUCGUACCAUCUCCAUUCCAAGGGCAUAUAACACCUAUGCUUCAACUGGCCUCUCUGCUUCAUGCUAAGGGUUUCUCCAUUGUUAUUAAUCACUCGGAGCUCAAUCCUCCGGAUAGCUCCAAACAUCCUGAAUUCACAUUCUUUCCAUUGAAGGAUGGCUUGUCAAACAACAAUCCUUCUUUCUUGAAUCUGUUUGACAUUAUACCAGAAAUGAAUGUGAAUUGCAGAGUUCCAUUCCGAGACUAUUUGGUCCAAAUGAUGGAAAAACCUGAAAUCUAUGGCCAAAUAUCUUGUAUUGUUUAUGACCAUCUCAUGUACUUCACAACUGAAGUGGCUGUUCACCUUAAACUUCCAACUAUUCUUCUUCGGGCUAGUAGUUGUGCUUACAUGGAAGCUGUUUGCGCCUUUUUCGCACUCAAGGCUGAAAAUUACUUUCCCUUGCCAGAGUCUCAGUUGCUGGAUCCGGUGCCCAAAGUACCUAUUCUCAGGUUCAAGGAUCUUCCCUUCGAUCUCAUUUCCGAAAUUCCAGAGCCUAAAUUACAGUUAUUUGAAAAGGUGGUUAAUUUAGGAUUCUCUGUGGCUAUAAUUUUUAACACUAUUAAAAACCUUGAGAAUCACGCAUUGUCAUGGCUUCAAAAACAUUAUCGAGUUCCUAUUUUCACAAUAGGGCCUUUACACAAAAUUGCCUCCUCGCAAACGAGUUUAGUGGAGGAGGAUACUAGCUGCAUUUCAUGGCUUAAUACUCAAGCCCCUAAUUCUGUUCUCUAUGUAAGCAUAGGGAGUAUAGUAGUUAUGGAUAAAAAUGAGUUCAUUGAGACAGCUUGGGGAUUGUUCAAUAGCAACCAAUCAUUUUUAUGGGUAGUUAGGCCAAGUUCUAUCGAACAUGACCUACCCGAUGGAUACUUGGAAGCAGUUGGAGAUCGAGGUCGUAUAGUGAAAUGGGCACCACAAAAAGAAGUUUUGGCACAUCCUGCAGUUGGAGGAUUUUGGAGUCAUUGCGGUUGGAAUUCAACUUUAGAAAGUAUUCUCGAAGGGGUUCCCAUGAUUUGUAGGCCAUGUUUUGGUGAUCAGAAUGUGAACGCGAGAUACUUGACUCAUGUAUGGAAGGUAGGCCUUGAAAUAGGACCUGAUGAUUUGACUAGAUGUGUCAUAGCGAGUGCAAUAAGAAAACUUAUGGUGGAAGAAGAAGGCAAAGAACUGAGGCAAAGAGUUCUUGAUAUGAAACAGAAACUCCAGAUGUCUUUUCGAGAUGGUGGCUCAUCACAUAACUCCUUGAAGAGUCUGACAGAAUUCAUCUCUAGCAGAGUCUGUCACUACUACAAGAACAGGAAUGAGCGAAGGACAAAUUGAUCUGUAGUUAAACAGCAAAAUCCGUCGCUUGUCCUCUCUAGCGAUAGAUAAAAGGCAGUCCAGUGCACUAAGCUCCCACUAUACGCGAGGUCCGGAAAAGGGCCGGACCACAAAGGUCUAUUGUACACAGCCUUAUUUGCAUUUCUGCAAGUGGCUGUCUAUUUAGCGACAGAUAGCUAUAGACUAUAAAAAAAAUGUUAGU